GGGAGGCCUGCUCUCUCGUUUGACUAACAACUGCGCCUCCACCCAUGCGUAUGCUUAAAUAGCUGGCUAUCAUUUCCUGGGCUGCUAAUUUUGAGCAUGAAAUCACGCACAGUCCCAGCUGGCAAGCUGGUACUCGCAUCACCGGUCACACCCCAGACACCUAUAUGCUGGCAAUGCCUCCGCAAUGAUCUCUCCCUAGGUCAAUCCAAAUUCCAAAACCGCAAAUAUCACCCCUCUCGUCGAAAAGAUGCUUCCCCCUUUGGCGCGGCGGUUUCAGCAGCCCAAACGCUCUUCAAGGGUCUACCCAAAGCGCCUCCUGGGAUAUCAGUCGAUCCGUUGAGGAUCGUGGGCAAGGAACUCAAAUUUCUCACCAAAAAUAUCCGUCAGCUUCUUGGUUCGGGACAUCCUACGCUGGAUAAAGUGGCGAAAUACUAUACUCGAAGUGAGGGCAAACAUAUGCGACCACUGCUGGUGUUGCUUAUGUCCCAAGCGACGGCAUUGACCACCCCAAGAUCCAAUCGCUCCACGUCGGAUGCAGCUCUAAGUUCUGUGACGGUCAAUGACCCUAUUACUUCUCCUUCUGUCCUUGCCGACACCAACCCAGACCUGGAUCGGCUCACGUCACAGUCGCCAACAGAAGGUCAGUACGACUUUGCUGGCGAUGAGAACAUCCUCCCUUCCCAGCGACGACUUGCUGAAAUCACCGAAUUGAUUCACACUGCUUCACUCCUCCAUGAUGAUGUUAUUGAUAACGCCCUCACCCGUCGCUCCUCCAACUCCGCGAACAUCGAAUUCGGGAACAAAAUGGCUGUUUUGGCAGGUGACUUCCUGCUCGGUCGUGCCUCCGUUGCUCUGGCCCGCCUACGAGACCCCGAGGUUACAGAACUCUUGGCUACGGUGAUCGCCAAUCUCGUGGAGGGAGAGUUUAUGCAGCUCAAAAACACUGCCGAGGACGAAAAGAACCCCGUUUUUACAGACGACACUAUCUCAUACUACCUGCAAAAAACCUACCUGAAGACCGCAAGCCUAAUCAGCAAGUCGUGCCGCGCAGCUGCACUACUUGGCCAUAGCACUCCUGACGUGGUCGAGGCCGCGUAUUCCUACGGCCGCAAUUUGGGACUAGCGUUCCAGCUUGUGGACGACAUGCUUGACUACACAGUCAGCGGUGUUGAACUAGGAAAGCCUGCCGGGGCGGACCUAGAACUCGGCCUUGCAACUGCUCCUCUUCUUUUCGCCUGGAAACAACACCCGGAACUUGGCCCCUUGGUCGGUCGUAAAUUUUGCCGGGAGGGAGACGUUGAAAAAGCCCGAGAACUUGUCUACCGCGCCAAUGGUGUUGAACAAACCCGUGCUCUAGCUCAAGAAUAUGCAGACAAAGCAAUUGCUGCCAUCAGCCCGUUUCCUGAUAGCGAAGCAAAGGCCGGUCUGAUUGAGAUGUGCAGAAAGACCAUGAAUCGGAGGAAGUAAGUUCGCGCAAGCUUCAUCCUCCUCGGCCGUCAUUGGGAUACAGUUCGGAGUCAAUUCCGAUAUCAGACGAAAAGCUACAAUACU
Molecule: messenger RNA, 1551 nt
Organism: Aspergillus nidulans FGSC A4
Lineage: Eukaryota; Fungi; Ascomycota; Eurotiomycetes; Eurotiales; Aspergillaceae
Product: trans-hexaprenyltranstransferase
Exons: 2
Coding region: 97-1467 (456 amino acids)
Biological process (GO): quinone biosynthetic process; isoprenoid biosynthetic process; ubiquinone biosynthetic process
Cellular component (GO): mitochondrion; heterotetrameric polyprenyl diphosphate synthase complex
Molecular function (GO): prenyltransferase activity; all-trans-decaprenyl-diphosphate synthase activity
Source: RefSeq, a predicted model, not a curated record